CGCCCUCAUGAACACAUAAUGGGCCAAUUUGGAAACCCUUAAUCACGAACACGAACUCAGAACACGAUAGACCAACAGUUCUUUCCCCACUCGGAAAGCAACAGGAAACCUCGGAAUCUCGAGCUAGACUGACUGCACAUUUCCCACACAACCCAACGCAGGCACCCGGCACCGCACAAUCCCGCCAAAACCCCACCAAAUAUUAUCCAUCCACUUUAAUGCUUGUCAUUUGGUUGAACAGCAUUUGACCGUGGAAGGCACCCCAGGAAGAAAAAAUAAAAAAGAAAAAAGAGGAGAGAGAGAGAAAAGAAAAAUGCACAAAACCCCCUCUGCCUAGGGUUUUCUUCUCACAGUCACAGAAAAGAAAAAAAUUAUGGUGGUUUUAGACUCAAAUCCCGAACCCCAACCCCAACAAAACCCUCGACAGCAGGACCAGACUAUCCUCUUCAACAAGGGUGAGGAAGUUGAAGUAAGCAGUGACGAGGAAGGUUUCAGGGGUGCUUGGUAUUUAGCUACCAUUUUAGAAUUCCCGAAACCACAAUCACAAGCAGCAGUGAAAUCAGCUUCGAAGAAGAAAAGGAAAGCGAUUGUUCAGUACAAGACUCUGGUUACUGAAGAUGGGUCUGCUCCUCUGGUAGAACAAGUCGAUCCUCAUCUCAUUAGGCCUUUGCCCCCGCAAUAUUUACUGAAAAAUGGUGGGCUUUUUCAAGAAAACGAAGCCAUUGAUGCAAGCCUUAGAGAUGGCUGGUGGUCUGGUGUUGUAAAGAAGGUUCUUGAUGGGGGGUCAAGAUACAUGGUUUAUUUUGAUAACCCUCCUGAUGUUGUUGAAUUUGAGGCCAAAGAUUUAAGGCUUCAUUUGGACUGGCUUGAUGGCAACUGGGUCCGACCCCAAAUGCAGCGGCAAGCAACAGGAUCGGUUUUUAGCUCAGGGACAGAAGUAGAAGUGAACCUUGAAAAAGAUAAUGUACGUGAUAUUUGGUUGCCUGCAGUUGUCAUCAAAGAAAACGAGGAUAAAACGUUCUUGGUAAAGUGUCUAAGUGCGCGGAAUAGUGAUGAGGCUGGACCGAUGAAAACAAUUGUGGAUUUUCUUCACAUUCGACCCACUCCUCCUCUUUAUGCAGACAGAAAUUACGAGUUGCUGGAAAGGGUAGAUACACGCUAUGGCUUUGGUUGGAGAUCUGGAGUAAUUACGAAACUUCUUGCUGGGAGGAGAUACAAUGUCUUUUUUAAGCACGGAAAUGAGGACAAGGAGCUUAGUCACUCAAAGAUAAGGCCUCAUCUGGAAUGGGUUGAUGGAAAAUGGAUUAGUAAAUCAAAGGAAGUUAGAAUUGUUUCUGAUAGUCAAGGACAGUUUGUUGGCACCGACAAUAGUGACAACCCUGAUGUGGCAGUACAACUCAAAAGCUCAAGUGCAGCUGAGGAUAAGACCAAAGAGAAAACAGUUUCCACAAGCAUAAGGAAUCCCACGGAGCAGUCAAUGCAUUCGGGUGAAAAAUCAGUGAAGAAGCUAAAGCUGACACUUUAUAAUGGUGGCGGCGCAUGUUCAAGCGCUUCCAGUAUGCUAACUGAAGUAGAUACUACUGAAGCUCCAUUAUCAGUUACAGUUCUGCAGUCUAGGAAGAUACCAAUUGAAAUGUCAAGCAACGAAAAACUUUGUGGUUUUACCACUUCUAAAACAGGAGGUAAAAGAGCAAGAUGCAUAGAAAAACAUAUGGUUGAUGCUCAGCCUUCUAACAAAACUGAGAACUUUUCUGCAGGAAAGACAACUAAGACUAAGCAACAUAAAGUGCUUGAAUUGGACUGCCCGAAAGUGGACAUUGUAACUAGGAAAGGGAGAGCCACCAAAUCACCUUUUAGAAGUCCAAACUCUUCGGCAGCAGUGAAGGACGGUGAUGCAGUGGAAGUUACUGUUCAAGGCAUCAGUGAGAGUGAUGUUAAAACAAAAGAAAUUGAAGUCCCUCUCAUCAUAGGGUUAAAAGCUAUAGAGGGCAUUUAUCAGGAUGACAAGGAAAUGCUGAAGCUUAUGAGGGAUCAGAAGAAGGGUUUGAAUGAUUCAGCCAAAGAUAAGAACAUGGAAUAUGUGGGAAGCAGUCAAAGAAGAAAGAGGGGAAGACCACGCAAAUUAAUCAUAAACUCAAAAGCUCUGGUGGCUAGUAAGGACUUUGGCUCUGUGGACCUUGCUGAUGAAGUUGUACAAGUGGUUAUUAAAGAUCUUACAACUAAUGAAGUUGAGUGGCCUACACAGGCAAGGGCGGAGCCUAAAGUUUCACAAAAUUCUUCAAGAGAGAAAAGCAGUGAAAUUUCCAAGACAGAUUUCAUGUCAAGGGAAGCUGAUGCUGAUGCUGCUGCUGCAUCGAAGAAUGUUGCAGAUGAUGAUCAACCUUUAUCAACCUGGUUUGGGAAUAUGCACGGUUCAGCAGGUCUUGAAGAAUUAAGAUUAUCUACUGGUCGGAUUGCAAGUGGAGUGAGUGAGACUAGAGAAAAAAAAGUUGUAGCAGUGCAAUCGUGUACGGUUGAUCCAAAAAGCAAUGAUACUCUGGUGGAAAAUCAGUUGGUGCCUUUUGUAAAGAAGUCUCCGGUUUGGAACACAAUUGAAUCUAUGGAAGUAUUCCAAAUCAUUCCGCAAAAACCACACUUUCAUCCUUUGACUGAAUGUAAAGAAGAGUAUCGUGAAGGAUCAGCCAUUGGCAUUAUGGUAACAUUCGCCAGUUUGUUUGAGAAGAUAUCCUCUCUUCAAUUUGAUGAUUGUAGAAGCAUAUUAGAGAGUACAUUGGAAAGUCUUGUUGACUUGGAGAAGCAUGGAUUUGACAUCACUGUGCCACGCUGUAGGUUGAAUGAAUUGCUUUCAAUUAAAGAUGGGCAAGGGGAGGUAAUAAAUGAGUCCAAAGAUGCUGAAGGGAAAAUACGAGUGCAUACUGAUGAGAAAAAAAAGCUGGAAGAGAAGAUGAGCGAUAUUGAGAAGAAGAUAACUGAGCUACAGGAAGAACUUGCUUUAACCAAGGCAAAGAUGGAGGUUAAGGGCCUUGAUAUUUCCAAGAUGCAAUCCCAUGCUGAUGCCAUAAAUGAACGGAUAAAAAAUGCCCGGGAUCAUUUUGUAAAAGUAGCUUCCGCCCCUUGGAAAUCUCCCUGAUGCACUUCAACCCCAACCAAUUUUCUUGCUUGCUGCCCUGGAUUUGUGGGAGCAUAGUGAAAAGUUGUUGCGCGUUAGUGCUUCAACGUAGUGGUCAUGAAAAUGUAGUUAACUAGUUCAGCUGUGUAUUUAUCAUCUAUAUCUGAUCCUAGAGAUGUUGAAUCUUUUUGGUGCUAAGUGCAUGGAAAUGGAGUUCGUCUUGAAACUCGAAA
Molecule: messenger RNA, 3342 nt
Organism: Populus nigra (black poplar)
Lineage: Eukaryota; Viridiplantae; Streptophyta; Magnoliopsida; Malpighiales; Salicaceae
Product: DUF724 domain-containing protein 2-like
Exons: 9
Coding region: 374-3130 (918 amino acids)
Source: RefSeq, a predicted model, not a curated record